GCUGCGCAAAUCAUGAGUGUUUGGUAGUGCUUUUUUUGGAGACGCCAUAUGUACUCUCUGGAGCGCACAGCUUCCGUGAGUGCACGCUUCUACAGAAAUGUCUUUUUUAUCCAUACCGAGCCAAGAGGGCCUCUUUACCACGAUCAAAACCGGCAAAUCGGUCGCGGAAGCGGAGGGCAGAUCCCUCGGUGACAACGAGGAGAAUAAUGACGAUGAUGAUGAAGACGAUGACACCGAGAACGUCCGCCUCAUCCCGAGAUGCUCCCCGGUGCCCAGAAAGCGAGGCCACUCCAUCCACGACGAGACCGCUGAGUACAUGCGCAUCCAUUUGGCGCUGUCCGCCGGAAAGAAAGUGUCAUUCGCCGAUACAACAGGUGGGGAUUUGGUGGAUGUGAAGGAAUUUGUAGCCUUGAAUUCGGAUGAUGAGGAGGAUAGCGCGAGGUGGGAGGAAGAGGAAGCAAAGUAUCGACAGCCAGAGCGCGAGCCGACCUAUCAUGUGCAUCCAGAGUUCCACGCGCCCAGCGGCAGUGCCCUGCUGCAGGCUGUGCAAACUAACAAAGUGGAGGUUGAGCAGAUGUCUCCAGCAGAGGAUGAGCCACUUGCCUUCACUGGGCUAAUACGAGUCCUGAACAUCUCCUUCAACAAAGCAGUGUACAUCAGAUCCACCAUGGACAACUGGGCCUCUUACUUUGACCACCCGGCAGAGUAUGUCCAGGGGUCUCAUGAUGGGAGCACUGAUCAGUUCUCCUUCAAGCUGUCUUUUGCACCACCUUACAUCACACACGGCUCUCGCAUAGAGUUUGUUGUCCGCUAUGAAACCUCUGAUGGUGAUUACUGGGCCAAUAACUCCUCUAUGAAUUAUGUGGUCACUCUGCUCCUGUCCUACGAAGAUAAUUCAGCUCAGUCAAACAGCAACACGCAGCAAGUAAGAGGUAUCCUGAAACCUCCGAAAGCUUACAGUAUGCACAAUGAUUUCGAUUCAGAGGAUGAGCAGGAAAAGGACGAAGCAGAAGAAGCAGCGACCUCCAGAUCAGGACUUAUCAAACCCAUAGCUGUCUGCCCAGUCAUCGUACAGCCGGAGAUUGACAUAGAGAUUGCGGUUCACCCAUCUGGUCCCUGUGUCCCACCAAACCAAGAGCUUCCAUCUGUUGAUGGCGCACUGUCCGCUCACACUGUAUCCCCAGGUGAACAAUUCCCAUGUAUGUCUUCCGAAACCACGCUUCAAACUAAUUCGUCCUUUGUACUGUGUGCCAGCGAAUCGGCCGAGCCAAAUAAGUCACAGCCUUUACCCAGACUCCACUGUGAAUUAGACAACCAGACGUCAGAACAGCCAGUAGACAGUAGUCCCCAUGAACUGCUGCCUGCCUCAACUCCCUCUCAACAGCAAGAGUCAAGGCAGAGAUCACAAAGCUCCCAGGCUGACGGAGAGGAAAUCCGUCCCUCAGAGGCCUCAUGCAUGCAUCUUCCUACCCGAGAGAUGAAUCUGUGGCCAACAACAGGAGAGGAGGGAUCGGCCGAGAGCCCAGCCGGCAGUCCUCGUCUUGAACUGCCCGCUGAGUGCAUCUCUGCUCCCACUGUGACUCGGUGCUUUGAGCAAGAGGUUGCAGUGGGAUUGAGUGAACUCGUUGCAGGAUUAUCAGAAGGUUCCACCAGGUCUGCAGCAAAUCAGAAAGGCAGUGCGACUGCGCUUUUGCAGCCUGAGAGUGAGAGAUCAUCUCUGGGAGCAGAAGGUGAAUCUCCACCUGAACUCACAGAGCACCAAAACUCAGCUCUUCAGCCUGCCUCAGCCCGAAAAGAGAACGAAGAUGCUCCCCAGAUUUCCCCUGACACAUUAUUAGAGAAUCUACCCAACAUGUCGUCCGAGCUGCAGACGGAGCAUGACGCAAACAGGAAUCUGAUGCCAUCCGUCAUCUUUCUGAGCGGAGUCGUCUCCCUCUCGAUAGUGUUGCACGAACCUACUGCCCUAUUCUACAUCGGACUGCUUUUGGUCUUGCACCGUUUGUGAUUAUGCUACAAAAGCUUAUUCUGCUCUCAAGUGAAGUGCCUUUUCAUGAUUCCAAAAUAAGCCAACAAGUUAAAAAAAUGAACAACACAUGAAUCUCCUGUUGAAGUUGUGUAUCACCGUGUGAGUUUUUAAAUGAAAGGGUACAAUUUACAAGUGUUUCCAUGCAAAGUCUAAUGCAAGGAGAAAGUAAUUACACAAAUAUGGGCGAUAGCUUCAUGCAGUUUGUCAAACAAGUGUUAAGUAUUAGAAUAGUUAUCAAUUUUUGCCCCAUUUCUACAAAAACAUUGUGAUCGCGCUAAAGCACAGUGUAUUGUUAGAGAUUUUAUAAGUGGUCUGUAAUUACUUUUUUCUUGUCAUGUGGAGAUUGUGUUUGUGGUGUUAUAUUCUGAUUUAUACGAUCAGUCCUAUAAUGCACCUCAUUUUUAACUGUUGUAAACCCAACGGCCAGAAAAAAAAGUUGGUAUUGUAUGUUUCAGCAAAUCACGGAUACAUUACAUUUGCAAGUCAUUAAGCAGAGGAUAUGAAGAUACAUUAGUUCUUCAACAAUGCUGUGGUUAAUGUGUAGUUAGGUUCAGGCACAAAAAAAUGCUUGCUUAUUUAUGAAAAAGAUAAUGUUUUGGGUUGAAGUAUCCAUUUUGAGGGACACAAUUCCUGCUGAAAAAACAACAAUGGCUUGGUAAAAAAAAAAAAAACUAUAUCCCCGCAGGAAAAGAAACAAUGUCUCA
Plectropomus leopardus (leopard coralgrouper) is the source of this 2730-nucleotide messenger RNA. RefSeq names its product protein phosphatase 1 regulatory subunit 3A. Lineage: Eukaryota; Metazoa; Chordata; Actinopteri; Perciformes; Serranidae. Gene Ontology annotation, molecular function: protein phosphatase 1 binding; glycogen binding. Gene Ontology annotation, biological process: regulation of glycogen biosynthetic process. The record is from RefSeq and is a predicted model, not a curated record. Gene Ontology annotation, cellular component: protein phosphatase type 1 complex.